AUGAGCAGUAACAGUAAGAAAACAUCGGGUGGGAAGGAAGAAAAGAAGAAUCCGUCGAGUAAAGAGGAAAGUCCUGUGACUGGGAAAGAUGAGGCCGGAGGAUCGGCCUCGACGGGAAGCACAGGCGGAGCAGCGAGCACGGAUGGAACGCAGCCUGGAAGUAAGCCUGGCUCCGCUGGAGCUACCAGCAGAGAGGCAGCACAAAAGCUCCUCGGGGUUGCCGCGCGUGGAGAAUGGGCACCGGUGGACCAGUUGCUCAAAUCUAUGGAGAAGGCGGUGCAGAAUGUCGGAGAGGAUGGUCCUCUUCUUCCACUUGCCAGUGUCAUAGACCCGGCGACGGGUAUGACACCGUUGAUGUACGCUGUUAAGGACAAUCGGACUGCGUUACUCGACCGGAUGAUAGAGCUAGGAGCUGACGUGGGCGCAAGGAACAACGACAAUUACAAUGCUCUCCAUAUCGCGGCUAUGUACUCGAGGGAAGACGUUGUCAAGUUGCUGCUGUCGAAACGAGGGGUUGAUCCUUACGCGACUGGAGGGCCGAGGCAACAAACAGCCGUGCAUCUGGUCGCAUCCAGGCAAACUGGGACAGCGACGUCCAUUUUACGAGCGCUACUGGCCGCCGCCGGCCGGGACAUUAGGUUGAAAGUCGACGGGAGAGGAAAGAUCCCGUUGCUGCUGGCAGUGGAAGCUGGAAAUCAGUCGAUGUGCAGGGAAUUGCUGGCUCAACAGGCACCUGAUCAACUUCGCGCUACCACGCCCACAGGAGACUCGGCGCUUCAUCUGGCAGCUAGAAGGAGGGACAUCGACAUGGUGCGAAUAUUGGUCGACUACGGAGCUGUUGUAGAUAUGCAAAACGGCGAUGGCCAAACUGCGUUGCACAUAGCAAGCGCAGAGGGCGACGAGACUUUGGUUAAAUAUUUCUACGGGGUGAGAGCGUCAGCAUCCAUCACCGAUCAUCAGGAUCGUACUCCGAUGCAUCUGGCGGCGGAGAACGGACACGCUUCGAUAAUCGAACUUCUGGCGGAUAAAUUCAAGGCUAGCAUAUUCGAGAGGACGAAGGACGGGUCGACGUUGAUGCACAUCGCCUCGUUGAACGGGCACUCGGAGUGCGCGACGAUGCUCUUCAAGAAGGGUGUAUAUUUGCAUAUGCCGAAUAAACGUGGAGCUAGAUCGAUUCACACCGCGGCCAAGUACGGUCACGUUGGCAUUAUAAGCACGUUAUUGCAACGAGGAGAGAAGGUGGACGCAACAACGAACGACAAUUACACGGCGUUGCACAUAGCCGUGGAGAACGCGAAACCAGCUGUAGUGGAGACUCUGUUGGGUUACGGAGCAGAGGUUCACGUUCGAGGAGGGAAACUUCGCGAGACGCCUCUUCACAUAGCGGCUAGAGUACCAGACGGCGACAGAUGCGCGCUGAUGCUGCUGAAAUCCGGUGCAGGACCAAAUUUAACCACCGACGACGGUCAGACACCUGUACACGUCGCAGCCAGUCACGGAAACCUGGCGACCUUAUUGCUACUUCUAGAAGACGGCGGUGAUCCUAUGUUCAAGUCAAAGAACGGCGAGACACCGUUGCACUUAGCCUGCAGAGGUUGCAAAGCAGACGUGGUGCGUAAUUUGAUCCAGUUCGUGAAAGAGAGGAAAGGUCCGGAUGUAGCGACCGCGUAUGUCAACAGCUUGACAAACGAGGGUGCAAGUGCUCUGCAUUAUGCCGCCCAAAUCGAACCGUCGGAAGUUGUGACACCCGGUGACGAUAGAGCGGUAAUUCGAGCGUUAUUGGAGGGAGGAGCAGACGUGUCACUUCAGACGAAACAGGCUCAAGAGUCGGCGUUUCAUCACUGUGCACUGGCUGGAAAUAACGAAGUUCUGUCGGAGAUGAUCAGCGGCAUGACAGCCACGGAAGUGCAAAAGGCGUUGAAUCGUCAAAGCGCCGUAGGCUGGACACCGUUGCUGAUCGCUGCCCAUCGAGGUCACAUGGAACUGGUGACUACGCUGCUGGCGAAUCACGCGAGGGUAGACGUGUUCGACCUGGAGGGUAGGUCUGCCCUUCACCUGGCGGCUGAACACGGCUACCUGCAGGUCUGUGACGCGUUGCUCGCGAACAAAGCGUUCAUCAACUCCAAGUCCAGAGUGGGUAGAACCGCGUUGCACCUGGCAGCGAUGAACGGCUACUCGCAUCUCGUCAAGUUUCUCGUGCAGGACCACGGGGCUGCGAUAGACGUUCUUACGCUGAGAAAACAGACACCUCUUCACUUGGCAGCCGGUGCUGGCCAAUUGGAAGUGUGCAAGCUUCUACUCGAACUCGGGGCGAGCAUAGACGCGACUGACGACCAGGGUCAGAAACCUAUUCACGCGGCAGCGAUGAACAAUUACGCGGAAGUGGCUCAGCUGUUUCUCCAAAGGCAUCCGAGCUUAGUGAUGGCUUGCACCAAGGAUGGAAACACAUGCGCUCACAUAGCAGCGAUGCAGGGUAGCGUGCGUGUGAUCGAAGAAUUGAUGAAAUUCGAUCGUCAAGGUGUGAUCUCCGCGAGGAACAAGCUGACAGAGGCGACUCCGCUUCAACUAGCCGCCGAAGGAGGACACGCCGAAGUGGUGAAAGCGUUGGUGAGGGCAGGUGCUUCCUGUGCCGAUGAGAAUCGCGCAGGAUUCACCGCGGUUCACUUAGCGGCGCAACACGGCCACGGUCAGGUACUCGAGGUGAUGAGAUCCUCCCAGUCUCUGCGUAUAUCCAGCAAGAAGCUGGGAGUCACCGCUCUCCAUGUAGCCGCGUACUUCGGUCAAGCUGAUACCGUCAGAGAGCUGCUCACCCACGUGCCUGGAACGGUGAAAUCUGACCCGCCAACCGGUGGCUCGCUGGUAGGAGAAUUGGGAAGCGAGUCUGGAAUGACACCGUUGCAUUUGGCAGCUUAUUCCGGCAACGAGAACGUCGUACGAUUGCUGUUGAACUCGGCUGGUGUUCAGGUAGAAGCAGCGACCACCGAAAAUGGUUUUAAUCCUCUUCAUUUGGCAUGCUUCGGUGGGCACAUCACCGUGGUGGGUCUGCUGUUAAGCAGAUCGGCGGAAUUGUUGCACAGCUCGGAUCGGUAUGGGAAAACCGGUCUGCACAUCGCUGCAACGCACGGACACUACCAGAUGGUGGAGGUGCUGCUCGGUCAGGGGGCAGAAAUAAACGCGACCGAUAAAAACGGCUGGACGCCGUUGCAUUGCGCUGCCCGGGCCGGUUAUCUCGAUGUUGUUAAAUUGCUGGUCGAAAGCGGAGCCUCGCCGAAGAGCGAGACCAAUCUCGGCUGCGCGCCGAUUUGGUUCGCCGCCUCGGAGGGCCACAACGACGUGCUCAAGUAUCUCAUGGAGAAGGAGCACGAUACCUACGCCCUGAUGGAGGAUAAGAGGUUUGUCUAUAACAUGAUGGUCUGCAGCAAGAGCAACAACAACAAACCGAUCGAGGAGUUCGUGCUUGUAUCGCCUGCACCUGUAGACACUGCGGCCAAGCUCUCCAAUAUUUAUAUGAAACUGUCGGAGAAAGAGAAGGAGAGGGCGAAGGAUUUGAUAGCCGCGGGGAAGCAAUGCGAAGCUAUGGCCACGGAAUUGUUAGCCCUGGCCGCGGGCGCCGAUUCCGCUGGCAGGAUUCUCACGUCGAUGGAUCGGAGGAACGUGGAAUUCUUGGAUGUGCUGAUAGAGAACGAGCAGAAAGAGGUGAUCGCGCACACGGUUGUCCAACGAUAUCUGCAAGAGCUGUGGCAGGGUAGCCUGAAUUGGAACGCGUUCAGGACGAUCCUCUUGUUCGUCGCGUUCCUCAUCUGUCCACCUGUCUGGGUGGUUUUCGCAUUGCCGCUCGGACACAAGUACAACAACGUCCCCAUCAUAAAGUUCAUGUCGUACCUCACGUCACACAUUUAUCUGAUGGUCUUCCUUUUGCUGGUCGGUAUAAUUCCUAUCUAUCCAGUGGUAAGGGCGAGCCUGUUGCCCUAUUGGUACGAAUGGUGUUUGCUCGUGAUGCUGUCCGGGCUGUUGCUGUUCGAACUGACCAAUCCUAGCGACAAGAGCGGCCUAGGGUGGAUCAAAUUGGCCGUAUUACUCUUCGGCAUAUGCGGUGUGGCGUUCCAUCUGAUGGGUUUUGUGAUCGUUCAUCGACCCUACUGGCCAACGUUGCUCUACCUCAGGAACCAACUGUUCGCGUUGAGCUUCCUUCUCGCCUGCGUGCAGAUCCUCGACUUCCUCUCGUUCCAUCACCUGUUCGGUCCCUGGGCAAUCAUCAUCGGUAACCUGAUGAAGGAUCUCGCGAGAUUCCUCGCGGUAUUGGCGAUCUUCGUCUUUGGUUUCUCCAUGCACUUCGUCGCGCUGAACCAGGCGUUCAAGAACCAGUCGAUUCAAGACGCGCGCAUCGAGGACAAGAAGAAAAAGGGACCCUUCUACGACGAUUUGUUGGCCAAUGUUACGGAAUGGAUGAUGGAGACGCCUUCGACGGCGCCUCCUCGUCGCUACGGCCGCUACAAGAAACCUUGUUGUGACGAUAACUCCCGAGAUAUAAAGAUGAAUCCGGUACUCGCCUUCGAGUAUCUGUUCUUCGCCGUCUUUGGCCAAACGACCCACGGCGAGCUGAAGGUCGAGACUAAUCAGCCACAGUGGACCUCGGUCCUGUUCAAGUUGGCCUUCGGUGUAUACAUGUUGGUCUCGGUAGUCGUAUUAAUUAAUCUACUGAUCGCCAUGAUGAGCGACACCUACCAGAGGAUACAGGCGCAAUCGGACAUUGAGUGGAAAUACGGACUCAGUAAACUGAUCCGAAAUAUGCACAGAACUACCACCGCCCCGUCGCCUCUAAACUUGCUCACUACAUGGAUCGUGUACUUCAUCAAGGUGUGCAAGCAACACGCCGCGAAACGUAAGCGUCCAUCGUUGGUCCACAUGAUGGGACUUCAGCGUGCCGGUCGUCUAUCGCCAAGAUCGAAGAUGGGCGCAAAAUGGUUGGCGAAAGUGAAGAAAGGUCAAGUUAGACCGAAAGACAGCGUCACGUUAUCGGUGGUACAUUUGAGUCCCCUUGGUAGUCAAUUGUCCUUCAAUAGCGCCACCAGAAUUGAAAGUGUGGUCGAUUGGGAUUCGAUACGUAAGAAAUAUUUAGCCCUGACCGGGAACGAGCCUGAAAAAGAAGCGGAGAAAGAUGAGAAGAACGAGGACGAGGAGAAUGAGGAUGAAAACGGGCCAACCGCUUCGAACGCGUCCACGGUACCAGCUUCGACAUCAACGCCGCCUAUCUAG
Messenger RNA from Habropoda laboriosa, 5256 nucleotides. It is a transcript of the gene nompC, whose product is annotated as serine/threonine-protein phosphatase 6 regulatory ankyrin repeat subunit A-like. The transcript is spliced from 14 exons. Gene Ontology annotation, biological process: GPI anchor biosynthetic process; calcium ion transmembrane transport. Gene Ontology annotation, cellular component: glycosylphosphatidylinositol-N-acetylglucosaminyltransferase (GPI-GnT) complex; membrane. The coding region runs from base 1 to 5256 and encodes 1751 amino acids. Gene Ontology annotation, molecular function: calcium channel activity; protein binding. NCBI's taxonomy places the organism in Eukaryota, Metazoa, Arthropoda, Insecta, Hymenoptera, Apidae. The record is from RefSeq and is a predicted model, not a curated record.